Messenger RNA from Symbiodinium sp. CCMP2456, 351 nucleotides. NCBI's taxonomy places the organism in Eukaryota, Dinophyceae, Suessiales, Symbiodiniaceae. The record is from the annotation of a GenBank genome assembly.
AUGGCCGAGUACUUCCAUGAGACCUGCCGGCUGACUUUCGUGGAUGGCACCGGCGCUGUCGUGAUUAUCGACAGUGCUCAAUUCUGCAACAUGGUGCAGACCCGAUAUACAACCCCAAUGCACAAGGACUACGCCCACCUUCGGGACGACCCUCGCGUUGGCAGCCGUGAUGCCCUCUUGUCCAUAGAUUUCGGUAGCCUCUCGGCACCCAUCGCCAUGGUUGUUCUUACCGUAGCACACCCGCCAUGCUUGUGGACCGAUCUCUUGACCGUCGCGAAGCUUCAGGGCAAGUGGUGGAUUGUGCACAAAUCCUCCGUGAAGGAUCCCUUCCUCGAGGAGGAGAAGAAGUGA